Messenger RNA from Cadophora gregata, 1661 nucleotides. RefSeq lists its product as uncharacterized. The transcript has 4 exons. The record is from RefSeq and is a predicted model, not a curated record. Bases 1 to 1488 code for a protein of 495 amino acids. Lineage: Eukaryota; Fungi; Ascomycota; Leotiomycetes; Helotiales; Ploettnerulaceae.
AUGAAGAAAAUCUGGUUAAAAUCGACAGACAAAGCCCUGGCUCUCCUCAAAGAGCUUCCUUUGUACCCUAUCACCUCAGACAACCCCCUUCAUCAGACCCUCGACUCGGAAGACAAAGCUCUUGAAUUGUAUGCGCGCAAGCAUAUGAUUGAUGGAAUAUUCUACUUGGGAGAUGAUGGGAAACGAUAUGUGAUUGGCCCAGAUAUCAAUUAUUUCUCAGAAAAGGAUUAUAGUGAUCAGCCUUGGCAUUAUUCCUUCCACCUGUUGAGGACGACAAGGCAUGCCAGACGAAGGGCAUACAUCGACCGUCCUAAGCCGGCUGAAGAUCGAGCGAUCGUGACCCACUGCAGUGAACAAGGCUGGAAUGUACCUGUGGAUGAUCCCAGACAUUUGAUGGCGCUGCCAGCAGAGAUCCUCCGAAACAUCCUUGAGCUAUGCCUGACAGUGAGCAGACCAUUAUCACUACAGCCAAAUAUGACGACAAGCGGCAGCACAGCAUACUUCCAGAAGAAAAACCACACCAUCAUCACUCCCAGUCCCUUCAAUAAUGGGGGAAGUCGUAAAGACAAACCCUUCGUGAGAGUCGCACGCCAAGACGACUAUGGCCCAUACACUGAGCUGAGAAGACUCUAUCGUGCAGCAAUUGAUGCAACCUGCCUGCGGGCUUGCAAGAAACUCAAUAAUAUUGGCAGCGAAUUAUUAUACGGGAGAAAUGAGUUCUUUGUCGACUUGGAUACCGUCUGCUGCCCUUCAUACAUUUUGGACCACAAUGCUAUGACAGGCUACCAACAAAGACCCUACAAACCUUUCCCGGAGAAUGACCCAGAAAUCCGCCAACGCAUCAAGGAAAUUCAAUCCGGGGUUCAGUUGAGAGAUCCUUAUCACUGGAUAUCCUCGGCGAGUUUUCUACGAUUUCUCUUGACCAUCGGACCUACCAACACUUCGAUGAUCAGGAGUCUUCAGUUCAGUGGCAGAUUCAAGCUUCAUGAAUGCUCCGAAUUUACCUGUAACUAUGAUGACUGCACCGAUGGUUUGAUUGAGUGCCUGCGAUAUUACUUGCCAUUUGUCAUCGCUUGUUGCCCAAACGUUCAGAAAGUUACGCUCUAUGCAGACGAGGAUUAUUCUUUUGAUGGUACUCCUGCAGAUGUUGCUCAGAACCGGGAUAAGGUUCUUGCACCUUUCUUGGAGGAGAACAUGCCAAAGAUUCCUGGGCUGAUAAAUUUGGACGUCUUUGAUGGACUUGAGACCAUGCAACGCUUGGCAUGUGCUGAGCCUGCUCGCAAGUUGUUGAAAGACAGAGCAAGUCAGCAGGCUAAGGCAGUCUUUGAGACACGAUCUGUUCAGCAGGAAAGUGCAGUGGCUACAUUAUCUGGCAUGAGUGAGCCGUCAGAAGACAGCGAAGUCGAAGAGCCCAUCAUCAACACACAAGAUGAGACUUCGGCAUUGCGACGCUUGUGGCGAAGAUCUAAUUUCGGCCUCCUUCCAUGAUCUGUUCGACUACGGAGAUUAUGAUCGUCAGGACGUACAUAUCCCACGCCACGACAUAUGUUUAAGGGAGAAGUACUGGCUAUAAGAGCUCAAUCAGCAAUUGAGACUGGACGAUACGAGCGUUGCGAAUACUACAAGACAAGGAGUGGCAAAUUUUUUGACUAGAUUAUUCG